AUAUAAAUAUGGACUGCUAGUUGGCUCUUUUAGGUUGUAAGAAACAUCUACAGCGCCAUCAUCUCAUAUGCCUCGUGCCCACAGAACGCGGAAUCGCUUGCCGCGCGGCGGAAGUUGGCUCGGCAAGGAGAAAUGAUUUUUCUGGGGUUCACACAGCACGCGGUAUCAGUCCUAGUGUGUUCUAAUGCGCAUGUGUAAAUUGUGUCGGGUACUCGGGGGACCUUUGUAAUCUCGUGGAAUAUUGGACGCAGCUGGACGCAGCUACUAAACGAAGCCGCUCAGCUUAUUGUAACCCUGUAGCAUCUUUGGUUAAGAUAUAAGCUAUCGCGAGGAACAAUGUUACAUAUUUAUGUAUGUGGACUUCUUCCUGGUUGAGCAAUCUACCGGUUCCAAAACCAAGGGCAAGAUUUCACUGGUUGCCUUUCCAGUGACCAUUCAUGGAGGAUUACUUUGCGUUCAUUAAAGAAGCCUUGCACGAUGUCACAUUAAUUAAUAGGACUAUACAAAAUUAAUCUUGUGUCACACUUGUAUGAUCACGUUCUCAUUAUGACCUGUCAGUUCUGAAUUGACAAUUUAGAGAGUAUCACUUCGGUGUUAUUUUGGUUAUUUUGAAUAAUUUUAUCUAUCUUUUUUCUUCCCUAUUUUUGUUUAAUUUACUCAUUUUUUAUUUAUCUUUUUAUUUAAUUUACGUUUAUUUGUUUAGAAAAUGGAUACAGCUGUAUAUAGGACAAGACGUCGAGUGUUGUUGCUGGCUCUAUUAUAUAUAAGAAGAAAGAAAAAAAGAAAUAAGAAUGUAUCAAAUAGAAGAUUUUGGAUACAUCCAAUACUACGAUUAAAACAACAGCAAGGAGAUUGGAAUAAUCUGAUUCAUGAAAUGCGUUUACAAAAUGACAACAUGUACUUCAAUUACAUGAGGAUGCCACCCACAAUGUUUGAUUAUAUAUUAUCAAGAGUUGGGCCUCUUAUAACAAAACAAGAAACAAAUUGGAGAGUACCGAUUCCAGCAUGUGCAAGAUUGUCUAUGACUUUACGGUAUUUAGCAAGUGGAGAUUCACUUCAAUCUAAUGCAUGGAACUAUCGAAUCGGACGAAGCACAGCAUCAAGAAUAAUAAAAGAAACGUGUGAAGCAAUAUGGGAAUGUUUUCAUAAAGACCAAUUAUUUACUCCAACACAAGAUGGAUGGCGCGAAAUAGCUCAUGAAUUUCAAGAACACUGGAACUUUCCUAAUUGUAUUGGUGCUUUGGACGGAAAGCACGUUGAAAUAAUCUGUCCUGAACAUUCUGGAAGUGCAUACUUUAACUAUAAAUCAUUUUACAGUAUAAUUUUAUUAGCACUUGUUUCUGCUACUUAUAAAUUCUUAAUUGUGGAUAUUGGUGCGCAAGGUAGGCACAGUGAUGGGGGAAUUUUUAAAAAUUCUAUAAUGGGACAAAGAUUCUAUAACAAUACAAUGAAUUUGCCUGAACCCUCUCCUAUUAGCAACAGACAUACUGUACCAUAUGUUAUAGUAGUUGAUGAAGCUUUUCAACUACAAACGUUUACUAUGAGACCAUAUCCUUCGAAAAAUUUAAACAAAGAGCAACGAAUAUUUAACUAUAGACUAAGUAGAGCUCGACGAGUUGUGGAAAAUGCAUUCGGCAUAUUGACAAGUCGAUGGCGUAUUUAUCAGAAGCCAAUAAAUACUAGCCUUGAAACAGUUGAUGCCAUAAUCAAAGUGACAAUUUGUUUGCAUAAUCUUUUAAUGAAUGAAUCAUUUUAUUGUGUAGCUAGUUAUGCCGAUAGAACAUCUAUAAAUGGAGAAAUACUCGAAGGAGAUUGGAGAAGAACAAAUUUUAAUUGUUUUAAUGAUGCAAAUAAUACAAGUUUUGCCAGUAAUAAUUACACAAGACGUGCUAAUGAAAUUAGAAAUAUCUUCACUGAUUAUUUUAUGAAUGAGGGUCAGGUUCCUUGGCAAGAUGAAGUAAUAUUCAAAAAUUAAUGUACACAAAUUUUUUUGAAGUUCUAAAAGUUGUCACCAGCUUUGUUAAAAGGAUGUAGGAUUCGCUAUUGAAGUUCUCAAAAUUAUGCAAGGCCCUACAUUCAGAGUGAACGCAAUAAUGUUCGAUAAAUAAUGCAGCAGUAUGGUAUCAUGCGCAGACGAUAAAGUAUUAAAUAUAAUUAAAGUUCGAAUAAGUAUGAUAUGUUUACGUCUUACAAAUUUUUGGUACAUUAUGUUUUCUUAAAAAC
Messenger RNA from Solenopsis invicta (red fire ant), 2223 nucleotides. RefSeq lists its product as uncharacterized. The record is from RefSeq and is a predicted model, not a curated record. The transcript is spliced from 5 exons. Bases 707 to 1975 code for a protein of 422 amino acids. NCBI's taxonomy places the organism in Eukaryota, Metazoa, Arthropoda, Insecta, Hymenoptera, Formicidae.